UGACGUACGAUUACAACAGUGUCGUUUUAAAACAUUUUUCUAUGAGUUAUUACGCAUUCAGACUUAUUUUAUUUGUCAACCUGGUUCUAAAUGGAAAUGCCGAAAUCGAGAUUCUGGCUCAAGGCAUUGAUUCUCUGGGAAAUGAUGAUAUCGCAAUCGUUUUCUACGUAACUGUGAAAAAUAUCUGCAAAGAUGACCUAGAACUUUCUAUCAACAUGCUUCAAUGCUGCGAAUCCGUUAAUCCUGACGAGGUAGACUGUACUUCAAUGACUCUAAUUGGAGGCGACAUGGGAAUCUUACCAUCGAUGUACGUGAAAAACUUGACUCUCAUCUAUCCGAAUAUUUACUUGUUGAAUCGUCGUGGAGUUUGUUCGGUUAAUGUGAUUUAUUGCAAUCAGUUAAAGAAGAGGGAAAUUAGCACGGACAUUCAUUUCGACAGCAUCAAGGCAUGUCCAGGCAAGCACCGUCAAUCAUACUGCGAAACCAUCGAUUUGAAUUUUAACCAGAACUGCAAUCCUGUAGACUGUUUAAUGAAAUAUUCAGGUGCAAUUAGUUAUUUUAACCCUGAAUGUAAGCGCUGUCAGAAGGUACCAAUAUGCAACUCGAAAACCGAAAGAUGCUUCCCAGAUGUAGCAUACUCGCCGUACAAUAACGAAUGUGGAGAUCUCAACAUUCCAAUUUCAAAAAGAGAUCUGGAACGCAUUGAAAACACAGAUAAUACCCAAGUGAGCAUGGUUAAUGCUAUUUGUCAUUAUGGAAAAGUUUCUGAAAAUGGGGAAUGCUUUUGUCAUGAUGGUUGGGUUAGUACGACGAGUGAUGAAGGCAUGUAUGAGCCAGGUGUUGCUCAGCACCAUCUCUGUAACGUGCAAAUAGGAGACUGGAAUUGCGUCAACAGGUCUCGGAUUCGCAUCACGGCAAUAUUGAUAGCGAUUUUUGCGGUGACUGUGGUUUCAAAAGUGCUUCUCCUCAUGUGCGUCAUGACCUGGUGCUACAAACACUUCCGACAAUCCGGGAAAGCAUGCGUCAAAGAUCUAAAUCCCGAAAGUACAUCUAUUGUUUUAUGCGAAGAGCUGGAGGCGUUUGAGAAGUGUUUAUGUUGUGAAACGGACGAGAAUCACGAAAACCCGAGAAAAUCAAAAACACUCCACUCGCAGACGGUAAACGUGAGUUACUUUCCAUGUUCCCCCAGCGUGUUUUCCAGCAUGAGAACGUCCACCGAUUCAACAAAGUAUUCAAUAAAAAGUGGGCCGAGCAGGGAUCUAAGUAAUACAUCCAGUUCCGCCGUUAUAUCUUUUCCGGAUGGACAAUCUUCCCAGGAUUCUGAUAGUAACGAAAUUUUAUUUUGUGAAGAUGAAACAAGCAAUGAUAUCGCUUACGGAGUAUAUUGUGGUGUCAAUCCCGAAUUAAACGAAUUAGGAACCGAAUUGGAAGAAGAGGACCAGUUCGUAAAGGACAACAAAAGCGACGAUAUUGUGAAUGGUUAAUUAACAACUAAUAGCUAUUUCAUAAAGGGGAAUUUGCAAAAUUAUCAAUUAUAUUAUUCACUAAAUGUUGUUUUCGAACCCAUGAAAAGAGCAUAAUAAAGACAUUUG
Messenger RNA from Dendroctonus ponderosae (mountain pine beetle), 1592 nucleotides. RefSeq lists its product as uncharacterized. The transcript is spliced from 2 exons. Bases 42 to 1484 code for a protein of 480 amino acids. The record is from RefSeq and is a predicted model, not a curated record. NCBI's taxonomy places the organism in Eukaryota, Metazoa, Arthropoda, Insecta, Coleoptera, Curculionidae.